This is a messenger RNA of Helobdella robusta, 834 nucleotides long. RefSeq lists its product as hypothetical. The annotation marks the transcript as partial. The record is from RefSeq and is a predicted model, not a curated record. NCBI's taxonomy places the organism in Eukaryota, Metazoa, Annelida, Clitellata, Rhynchobdellida, Glossiphoniidae. Gene Ontology annotation, molecular function: RNA polymerase II cis-regulatory region sequence-specific DNA binding; DNA-binding transcription factor activity, RNA polymerase II-specific. The transcript is spliced from 5 exons. Gene Ontology annotation, biological process: anatomical structure development; regulation of transcription by RNA polymerase II.
UAUUAUUCUAAAGGUCAGGGUCGGGUCAAUCAACUCGGGGGCGUGUUCAUAAACGGUCGACCGCUACCCAAUCACGUGCGACUAAAAAUCAUACAGCUCGCUUCUCAGGGCGUUCGACCGUGCGUGAUAAGUCGCAGUUUGCGUGUCAGCCACGGUUGCGUCAGUAAAAUCUUGCAGCGGUACCAAGAAACCGGCUCGAUAAGACCGGGUUCAAUUGCAAAUGGAGCCGGACCUGCUGGAGCUGGAAAACACAGGUUUUGUCACGUGCCGGAAACAGAAUUUAACCCAACACAACAAACAGCCAAACGAUCAACAACAUCCGGUCACUCAUUCUCCUCCUCCUCUUCCUCUUCCUCCUUCUCUCAAUCAUCAUUACCAGGAUCAGCGCCAACAUCGUUCCGCGACAACCACAGCCGCGACAACUACAGCCACAACAACCACAGCUGCAACAACCACAGUGACGACGAUAACGACGAUGACAUAUCAGUCAUGAAACUGAGUAGAAAACAGCGCCGAAACCGAACAACUUUUACCUCAGACCAGCUGGAGUUGCUCGAAAAAUCCUUCGAGCGAACGCACUACCCUGAUGUCUACACUAGGGAGGAUUUAGCCGCCAAAACCGGUUUUACCGAAGCUAGAAUCCAGGUAUGGUUCAGCAAUCGCAGAGCCAGGUGGAGGAAACAGCUGACCAGCGGUCAGCUGACUAGUUAUGACGUCAUCGUUACGUCACCAACGAACUUUAAUUUCGCUCAUCCGUUGCCUGCAAUAUACCGUAAGAUAUUUUCAUGUUUAUGCUUGUUGUUUGUUUGUUGUCUAUGUUUACGAUUUAUUUAA